AUCUCUCCCUCUCUAUCUCUCUCUCUCUCCUUGCUUGUGAGUAGAAUCUCUCUCUCUCUGCUUGCGAUUAGAAUCUCUCUCUCUCUCUCUUAGUGCAGAGGAAGAAGAAGAUGGCUUUCUCCUACAGCAGCUUCGUUGCGAUUCUGAUGAUGCUGGGAUUACUGGCAGGAUCCGCACUCGCACAGGCGCCGGGAUCCUCCCCAUCAGCAGCCCCGACCGUCUCUCCUCCCCGACCGUCCCUCGCUCCGGUGACUCCACCACCUGCCUCCGUCAUGCCUCCCGCAUCCUCUCCUUCUCCGUUCUCCAAACCCCCAGCUUCUUCUCCGCCUCCAUCGACCACCGUUUCCCCUCCGGCUCCACCUUCGUCAUCUCCCUCCCCUUCCUCAUCUUCUCCCACCGGCUCUCCUCCUCCGUCUAUCUCCUCCCCGCCGUUGCCCGGCUCUCCAGCGUCGCCUCCGGCCAUCAACAGCGCCACUCUCCCCGCCUUGAACAGAGUCGCGAUCGCCGGAUCUGCUAUCUCCGGCGUCUUCGCUGCCCUGCUCUUGUUCUAAAUCUUCGCUGUCGGAAUGGAGCUUUCUCAGCCGUUGAUCUUUUCUCGGAUGCUGCAGACUAUUAGAAUUAGGAUUGCUUCUUUUAUUUAUUUAUACUUCUUUUUAAUUUUGCAAUUCAUUACAGAGAUUUUUAGCUUCAUUGUAAUUACAUUAUUCCUCUCAUUUAUCUGAAUAAAUCUAUUAAAUUUCUAGUGAAAAGAA
This is a messenger RNA of Magnolia sinica, 752 nucleotides long. RefSeq names its product classical arabinogalactan protein 9-like. The record is from RefSeq and is a predicted model, not a curated record. The transcript has a single exon. NCBI's taxonomy places the organism in Eukaryota, Viridiplantae, Streptophyta, Magnoliopsida, Magnoliales, Magnoliaceae. The coding region runs from base 111 to 551 and encodes 146 amino acids.